AUGGGGCAAAAUGGGCCCAGUGUUAGGAAAGGGACGUCAUCAGAAGGAGAGGUGAAACAAAGUCCACAGCUGUACGUGUCAUCUACCAAGCGGAUAUGGAAGAACCUAAUAGUGAUAGCUGUCGUCUUCCUGGUGAACUUCACGGCGUUUCGCGCCAUACAGAACCUGCAGAGCACGCUGAACAGCGCGGCCGGACUCGGCGUGGUGUCUUUAAGCUGUGUGUACGCGUGCAUGGUGCUGUCGUGCCUGUUCGUGCCCAUUCUCAUCCACAAAGUCGGCUCGUGCAAGUGGACCGUCGUGGUCUGUUUACUGGGGCACAUUUUAUACACAGGAUCCAACUUCUACCCAUCCUGGUACACUCUGAUACCGUCUUCAGUGUUGCUGGGGGCUAUUUCGGGUCCGCUUUGGACGGCACAGCUCACCUAUUUGACCCGCUCUGCUCAGGAAUAUGCCAAACUGUUAAAACGUGACAGCCCGGAGGGUGACCUUGCCAAGUUCAACGGCGUGUUCUACUUUACGUUCGACUUGGCCGGGCUUAGCGGCAACCUUAUUUCGUCCUUGGUGCUCUCUACAGGUAGACAGGACAUCGGGAAGGGAGAGCUGGAGUUCUGCGGCGCGAGGGAUUGUGGGAUUCGUCCCGAAACCAACUGGACUCUUCAUUACGUCACUAGAAACUCUAGCACGUCUUACAAUCAUUCCACCGCCGGACUUUCAGACGACAAUUUCAACCAACAGGCGAUUAUCUACACACUUUUCGGGGUCUUUCUCGCGUGCAACGUCUUGGCGGUGUUAAUUGCAGUACUUUGUCUCGACAAGGAUGUCAGAAGCCCGGAGCUGGCGUCCGCUGAGCCUGUCCCUACGGUGUCCCAACUCCUACUCCGUACAGUCCGCGUGUUGAAGGAUGUUGACUAUGUACUCCUGAUGCCGCUACUGGUCACCAUGGGGAUGUCCGAGGCCAUCGUAGCAGGAGAGAUCACAAAGUCGUACGUCAGCUGCGUCCUGGGUGUACAGAUGGUGGGUUACGUCAUGGUGUGCUUCAGCGUCACCAGUAGUGUGUUCUCUCCCCUGUUGGGUCACCUGAGUAAGUACGCGGGCACCAGGAUCAUCAUCCUCGCCGCUGUGGGCGUCAACGCCGUCCUGCUCAUUUACAUGUUGCUAUGGCAACCGGAUGAGGGCUCCCUUGCCAGAAUCCUGUCCGUGUCGGGAGGAUGGGGCGUGGUGAGGGCUGUCUGGCACACUCAGCUGUACGCUGUACUCGGAACCACAUUCCCGCGUAACCAGGAAGCCGUCUUCGCCAACGCCAAAAUGACGCAGAGUGUCGGCAACAUGCUGGUGUUCGCCUACAGCGCAGGUCUGUGCAUGGACGUGAAACUGUACAUCUACGCGGCUCUGCUGGCGAUGGGAGUGGCGGGGUACGGAGCGGUGGAGUGCCGGAAAACGCGCAACAAGAACAAGAACAACCCAGGAGACAACACACCGGGAAGUACGGAAGGUCCGGAGAAGGGUUGUGAAUGUGACGCCGCUCCGGAAAGAUGGGAUCUUUUGAAAGGGAAACGUCGUUAUAACCAUUCUUGAAACCAGCGAAUAAAAGCCUCUGUGGUACCAGUGCAGAUAUUCAAUUGUGACUUAUAUCAAUCUGUCACAUAUGAUAAAACUGAAUAUAACGUCCGGUUCUCAACAGUAAUGACGAAAGACUGAAAAAAGCGUAUCUGCUGUAAAUGGACCAAUACUGUACUUCUAAUA
Messenger RNA from Branchiostoma belcheri (Belcher's lancelet), 1743 nucleotides. RefSeq names its product protein unc-93 homolog A-like. The record is from RefSeq and is a predicted model, not a curated record. NCBI's taxonomy places the organism in Eukaryota, Metazoa, Chordata, Leptocardii, Amphioxiformes, Branchiostomatidae.